This is a messenger RNA of Fusarium musae, 480 nucleotides long. RefSeq lists its product as uncharacterized. Bases 1 to 480 code for a protein of 159 amino acids. The transcript has a single exon. The record is from RefSeq and is a predicted model, not a curated record. NCBI's taxonomy places the organism in Eukaryota, Fungi, Ascomycota, Sordariomycetes, Hypocreales, Nectriaceae.
AUGACGGUAUUCGACGGGGUCCGCCAGGAAGAGGCCGAACCUGGCAUGUGGCCAGAGGGUUUGGAGAAGUUGCCUCUGGACGAAUGCACGGGGAACUUUUCCAAGAGCGUAAGGAGCCUGGGUCUCUCAUUGAUGGCAGAAGGUCUCGCACCGCCAUACAAGAUGCGUGUUAAUGGUUUCCAACUUGGUCAGUUUGGCAUGGCACUCGACAUCAUGGGAGCGACAGAGAGAGAGGAGAAGCGUAUGAGAAGACUGCGCUCCAGGCUCGCUGACGCCUUCGGGUUCCGCGCCCCUAACCACCUGACGUACCCGUUUCACGUUAGCAUAGCGUAUCUAAUCCGGUGGCUGGAAGGCGAGGAUCAAGCUGAGUUCGAGAAAGCCGUCGCAGGUUGGCUGCCAAAGAUAAAGACACGCUUUGAGCUUGGAACGGUUGAAUUCUGUACCUUUGAUGAGAUGUUCUCGUUUCCCAGACUUUUCUAA